Molecule: messenger RNA, 1425 nt
Organism: Brugia pahangi
Lineage: Eukaryota; Metazoa; Nematoda; Chromadorea; Rhabditida; Onchocercidae
Source: the annotation of a GenBank genome assembly
AUGGCUUUUGUUCGUUCCUCUUCUUUAUCUCUAUUGUCGCUUAAGCUGAGAUCUAGUAUAGGACAGAAUGUCCGCCAUUCCCACGCGUUGUGGUUUCCAGAUGCAAAGUUUCAUCACGAAUUUAAAAAGGCAAGUGUGAUUGGUCGUAUUUGGGCAGCAAAGACAACUGAAUAUGAGAAACAUGUUGAGACGAGCGAGAUACUAGAAAAUUAUUGCAGAAGACCGAGAAUGUCAGAUAUUGCAGAUUUCCAUGAAAAACCUCUGCAUUAUUAUCUUUUGAACUUCGGUCCUCAGCAUCCAGCAGCUCAUGGUGUGCUGCGAUUGAUUUUAGAAUUAGAUAAUGAAAUGGUUAUGAAAGCAGUACCUCACAUUGGGUUACUUCAUCGUGCUACAGAAAAAUUGAUUGAAUACAAGACAUAUAUUCAAGCUCUUCCAUAUUUUGAUCGUUUGGAUUAUAUAACGAUGCUCACAAAUGAGCAAGGCUUUGCACUAGCUGUUGAAAAAUUGUUGGGGAUUGAAAUACCUCCUCGAGCUAAAUGGAUUCGCACAUUAUUCGCUGAAUUAAAUCGUCUUGCAAAUCACGCAUUUAGUAUUGUGACGCAUGCACUGGAUAUUGGUGCUAUGACGCCUUUAUUCUGGAUGUUUGAAGAACGCGAAAAACUGUUCGAAUUCAAUGAGAGAGUCUCAGGAGCAAGAAUGCAUGUGAAUUAUAUAAGACCGGGUGGAGUGGCGUGGGACUUGCCACUGGGUCUGUUGGAUGACAUAUAUGAUUGGACCAUCCAGUUUCCACAACGCAUUGAUGCCAUGGAAGAUAUGCUUACCGAAAAUCGACUUUGGCAGAGUCGUACACGUGAUAUUGGCUUGAUAUCUGCGGCAGAUGCACAAAGUUUGGGUUUUUCGGGUGUUAUGCUACGUGCAUCCGGAGUUAAGUACGACGUGAGGAAAGCACAACCCUAUGAAGUUUACGAUCAGAUCGAGUUCGAUGUUCCUGUUGGAACAAGGGGCGACUGUUAUGAUCGGUAUCUCUGUCGGCUAGAAGAAAUGCGUCAAAGUUUAAGGAUUGUACUAGACUGUUUGAACAAAAUGCCUCCAGGAGAAAUUAAGAUAGACGAUCAUAAGGUUGUACCACCGAAACGAGAAGAAAUGAAGAACAGCAUGGAGUCGCUCAUACAUCAUUUUAAAUUCUUCUCUGAAGGCUAUCAAGUACCACCGGGUAGCUGUUAUGUUCCUAUAGAAGCUCCGAACGGUGAGUACGGUACUUAUGUAGUUGCAGAUGGGACAUCAAAGCCGUAUCGAUGUUUUAUCCGGGGGCCGGGAUUUGCGCAUUUGGCUGGUUUACACGACUUAACACAUAUGAGUUUGAUUUCUGAUGUAGUUGCAGUCAUUGGUACAAUGGAUAUUGUUUUUGGUGAAGUAGAUCGUUGA